GCAUAAAAGACAUUCCCGGUGUUAGAAUCGGAGACCAGCGCAGCAGGGACCUACCUGCAGUGGCUUCUAACACUUUAAAAACCCAGGAGUCGAGAUUCUGUUGAUUUGAGUUUUCACGGAAGCCCAGCAGAAGACACAAAGCAUCACCGGCAAUGUCGCUGCUAAUUUUGGCCGUUUUGCUGCUGACUGCCACAUUAUGUGACGGACAACAACAAAGACAACAACAGAGGUCGCCAACACCUCUUCCGCUUCUUCAUAAUGAUAGUCGCUACGGAGAUGACGAGCCACAAGAUGUACAAAACACAGUUCCAGUUGUCCAGACUCAGCUAGGGGCAAUUAGUGGACGAGUACAGACUGCGAUGAACGGGAAACAAUACGAAGCUUUCCGAGGCAUUCCGUACGCCAGGCCACCUGUAGGAGCCCUGCGCUUCUCGAAGCCCCAGCCUCAUCCUGCUUUUGACCAGGGACACUUUGAUGCUGGAGAAUUUGGAAAGAUGUGCUGGCAACAACACUCGGAACAAGGUACUGGGGAUGUGUCCGCAAUGAGCGAGGAUUGUCUUUUCCUGAACGUCUUCAGACCUGUGGCAACGACUGACUCUUCCCGAAGAGAUGUGCGUCCUGUAUACGUUUAUAUACACGGUGGAGGGUUUGUAGGCGGCAGCUCGUCAUUUUUUGUCCCCGGUCAACUUGUAACGGAUGGAAAUAUCAUCGCCGUUACUUUGAACUACCGUGUGGGCGCUUUAGGAUUCCUCAGCACAGGAGAUUCAAGACUUCCGGGCAACUACGCGCUGUGGGACCAGCAGCUAGCCAUCAGGUGGGUCAAAGACAACAUCCAGGCGUUUGGAGGAGACCCUAAUCAGAUAACGAUCGGAGGAGAAUCAGCAGGCUCCAUAAGUGUUGCUUUCCAAAGCUUGUCGCCUCUCUCUAAAGGACUUUUUAACAGAGCGAUCAUGCAGAGUGGAGCCGCCACAGCGGGGACAACCAUCCAGAGAGAACCUCUACAGCAGUUGCUCAACUUGGCUCGUGAAGUCAGAUGUCCACUUCCUGGCUCAUCGCUACCUUCCGGCGGUGUUUCAUCGGACCAGGACCUGUUGACCUGUUUGAGGAACGUGUCCCCAGCGGAAAUUAUGACUGUAAGGAUCUUGGGAAAAUCAUUAAUCAGAGCAGCAAUAGAGAUUGUAUUUGCGGCAGUAGUAGAUGGAGAAAUAAUUCCAAAAGCACCUGCCGCCAUGCUCAAAGAUAAGGAAUAUCUCACACAGGUCGGAUUCUACGAUCGAGACUACCUUACUGGAACUGUCAACAAUGAAGGAGGACUUUUCUUCUCAAUCGCACAAUCGCUUACGAACAAUGUGUUUUUGCUCGUCAACCCUGACAUCUACGACGUGGACUUCGUUCCAUUUUUGACAGAAGAGUGGCUGGGAAGACGUUCAGUCUCUGCAGAAGAAGUUGUCAAGUUUUUCUACACAUAUCCGAGAUAUUCAGGCGUUACUCAGCUGGACUUUAAGCAUGUACUCGACACUGUCGGAGAUUCGAUUUUCUACGUCCCGGGCAAGGAAUUUACUCGCGCCAUAGCCGGAGGUCAAAGGUCAGGCCGCAGAAAUCUCGCCUACUUCUUCGACCACUACCCUGCCUUCGCAGGAGGACAAGUUGGCACCAUGCAUGGAACGGACUUACUUUACGAGUUCGACAUGGGUCGUCAAAAUGGCUGGAAUGCUGACGAUGACCACCUGCGUAAGGUGUUCUUAGGAAUGAUCGCGGGCUUCGUCGAGACAGGAAAUCCAGCGACUGCCCUCCAGUCGUACCUACCAGGUGGAUGGAGAGACUUUGACCUCCGUGACGAGAGUUACCUGUCUUUAAAGCCUCACGCCUUGACGAUACAGCAACAUCUUCGAGGACGAGAAGCCUCACUGUGGAUUGACCUACUGCCUAGAUUGCUGGACUCGGAUUUGUCUCAGAGAAACCACACAUCGACGCACGUACCAACCCUGUCCGAGUUAAUCGGGUAGCGUGAGUGUCGUUGGGUAGCCUCACUACAGAUGGUCUUUCCAACACUGAGCGUGGCUAAGCGGUACCUUUAAGGAUGAUGAAGAAAAUCUUUAUUACAAGAA
Molecule: messenger RNA, 2108 nt
Organism: Pomacea canaliculata
Lineage: Eukaryota; Metazoa; Mollusca; Gastropoda; Architaenioglossa; Ampullariidae
Product: bile salt-activated lipase-like
Exons: 8
Coding region: 153-2006 (617 amino acids)
Source: RefSeq, a predicted model, not a curated record